Messenger RNA from Equus quagga, 927 nucleotides. Its product is annotated as olfactory receptor 9I1-like. The record is from RefSeq and is a predicted model, not a curated record. Lineage: Eukaryota; Metazoa; Chordata; Mammalia; Perissodactyla; Equidae. Bases 1 to 927 code for a protein of 308 amino acids. Gene Ontology annotation, biological process: sensory perception of smell; G protein-coupled receptor signaling pathway. The transcript has a single exon. Gene Ontology annotation, cellular component: membrane. Gene Ontology annotation, molecular function: odorant binding; olfactory receptor activity; G protein-coupled receptor activity.
AUGGCCAAGAAUAAUCUCACCAUGGUAACUGAAUUCAUUCUCAUGGGCUUUACUGACUACCCCAAGUUGGAAGUUCCCCUGUUCCUGGUGUUUCUGAGUAUCUAUCUGGUCACCCUUUUGGGGAAUGCAGGGAUGAUCAUCCUGAUCCAAGUGGAUGUCCAACUCCACACCCCAAUGUACUUCUUCCUGAGCCACCUCUCCCUCCUAGAUGCCUGCUACACCUCAGUCAUCACCCCUCAGAUCCUGGCCACACUGCCCACAGGUAAGACAAUCAUUUCAUAUGGCCAAUGUGCUGCCCAGUUCUUUUUCUUCACCUGUUGUGCAGGUACUGAGUGUUUUCUUCUUUCAGUGAUGGCUUAUGACCGCUAUGUUGCUAUUAGUAAGCCACUUCUCUACACUGUGGCCAUAAAUCCCAGAAUCUGCUGGAUCUUAGUGGUAGGAGCCUAUGUUUGUGGGAUGUCAGGUGCCAUCCUGCGCACCGCAUGCAUCUUCACCCUCCCCUUCUGUGACAACAAUCAGAUCAACUUCUUCUUCUGUGAUGUUCCACCUUUGCUGAAACUCACCUGCAGUGACACAACAAACACUGAGAUUGUCCUUGUCCUGUUUGGAAACUUGAUGCUUUUGAGCAAUGCCAUGGUCAUCCUGAUUUCCUACCUGCUCAUCAUCAAGGCCAUUUGGAGGGUGAAGUCUUCAGGUGGCAGGACCAAGACUUUCUCCACAUGUGCCUCUCACCUCACUGCUGUGGCCCUUUUCUUUGGGACCCUCACAUUCAUGUAUCUGAGGAGUGGAUCAGGCAAAUCCCCAGAGGAAGACAAGGUUGUGUCUGUGUUCUACACUGUGUUCAUCCCCAUGCUGAACCCGCUGAUCUAUAGCCUGAGAAACAAGGAUGUGAAAGUUGCCUUCAGAAAGGUCACUGGUAGAUUCUAG